Messenger RNA from Strongylocentrotus purpuratus (purple sea urchin), 4459 nucleotides. RefSeq names its product gelsolin-like protein 2. The record is from RefSeq and is a predicted model, not a curated record. Gene Ontology annotation, molecular function: actin filament binding. The transcript is spliced from 11 exons. NCBI's taxonomy places the organism in Eukaryota, Metazoa, Echinodermata, Echinoidea, Camarodonta, Strongylocentrotidae. Bases 216 to 1340 code for a protein of 374 amino acids.
GACUGUCGGAGUGGCAAGCCAACCUGUUUGCAUAGAUUGGUAUACAUAACAUUGUAGAGGUAGUGCAAUCAAACAGCUACCGAACCUGAGAAAUUGUUAUUGAUAUUUUGUGAUUUGAUCAGGGGGAAAAGUUCAUCUGAGAUUUUCAUUGUUGGUUUUUCGUCUGGUUCUUGAAAAUCUCUUGAAUUUCAACACUGCACUGAGCUCAACACAACAUGCAGAAGGCCAAAAAAUACGACUGGCAAGACUCAAAUCUUGCCCUUUUUGGGUCAGAUACAGAAAAGGAGGUGAAGAAGGCGGCAGCAGAAUCGGAACCAGCGUGGAAGGGAUGCGGUCAGAAAACAGGUGUUCAGAUCUGGAGGAUCGUCAAGUUUAAGGUGGAGAACUGGAACAAGGAAGAAUAUGGCAGCUUCUUUGAAGGCGACUCUUACAUCCUCCUCAACACCUACCAAGAAAAAGACAGCGAGGAGUUAAAUUAUGAUUUACAUUUCUGGAUUGGCAUGCAUUCCACACAGGAUGAGUAUGGAACAGCGGCAUACAAAACGGUUGAGUUGGACACAUACUUGGACGACAAACCGGUACAGCACAGAGAAGUACAGGGUAAUGAAUCUGACCUCUUCAAGAGUUACUUCAAGAGCGUUGUGUAUAUGUCUGGUGGUGCUGACUCAGGGUUCAGGCAUGUGAAGCCGGAGGAGUACACCCCAAGACUCUUCCACUGCCACGCGGAGGGCAAGGGAAGGAAGGCACGUCUCGAAAUCAAUGAGAUGAAAAAAAUGAGCCGGAGUAGCUUGAAGUCUGACGAUGUCUAUAUCUUGGAUGCUGGAACAAAGAUGUUCAUGUGGUCUGGUAGCGGUAGUAGACAUGACGAAAAGUUCAAGUCUGCUCAAGAGUUUCAGACUAUGACGGCAAAGAGGCCACGUGCCUCCAAAGAGAGCCUGGAUGAGAAUGAAAUCUCACCUGACCAUGAAUUCUGGGAAUACUUCACCGACGAUGAUGUCGAUGGUGAAGCUGAUGACGAUGAUGAGCAGGAGGAUGAUAGCAACACAUUUGAAAGGGUUCUCUACAGGCUUUCCAAUUCAUCUGGGGCUUUGGAUUUCACAGAAGUCUCAAAGGCAAGCAGUAUCUGCAAAUCAGAUCUGGACUCAAGUGAUGUGUUUAUCUUAGAUACCGGCAAAGCCUGCUAUGUAUGGGCUGGCAAAGAUGCAGACCCUGAGGAGAAGAAUAAUGGCAUCCCCUAUGCCACGGAAUACCUGAAGAAGACCAACCACAUGAGGGCACAAAUUACCAGUCUGAAGGAGGGACAAAAAUGCAAACAAUUUUCAGAAAUCAUCGGUUAUUAAGUCAUCCGCAUCUUGUCCUCCGUGGCAUUGUGGAAAGAUCAAAGACAUGUUGACCCUUGACCCGAAGGGUGAACCCAAGCACAUGGUAAACCUGAGAUGAAUGACAACUGAACACAAAGUACAUCACAUGCCUUAAUGUCAUUACUAAGAUUGAAGUCAUAUUUCCUAACGAGCGAAGGCUGUCGCAUAAAAAAAGGCAGAAAAAAUGUGACAGCAAAAAUAAGAUGUUAUUGUCUGUGAUAAGUUAUUCUUUAAUAGUAAUUAGUCAUAAAAUUAUCAUCUUUAUAAUCUGUCCCUCUUUGACUACCAUGCUACCGAGAUGUGUGUUGUAUAAAAUUUAAUCCAUAUUUAAUGAGUAAAGAAAAAUAGUCCUGAUAUUCAGUAAGUAAGAAGACAUAUCGUACAAACAAAAUUCCAAAUCAGUAUUUUCCUUUUAAGGUGGUGGCUACCAUUCAGUCAUUUUUUUGUGGGGCAUGUUCAAAUUCAGAUUCUGUAUGAUGUAUCAUUAUACUAAUACUAAUUAAGUAUGACUAGAAAAAAUGUUCACCUAUACAUGUACCUGUGAUACUAUUUGAAAACUUUGAUGAUGCAAACUUAUGACAUCAUGUACAAAUUUUGCUAUUGUAUCCAUAAGACCAAACUCUUUGCUUUAUGCUCAUAUUUUCUUGAUAUUUCUAAGGAAUGUAUGGACUUGGUUUCUAUAUUGAUUUAUAGGUUUAAUUUUCAUUAUUUGUCUUUUUUCCAGUGAUCUUUGAAACUAUGUAGAUAGUUGUUCCUAUUAUUUUUCUCUAUAGAAUUUUAAGUUUUGAUGAGUGUUGAUCUUUCUAAUUUUGUAUGUAAAUAGUUAUAUAUCUGCAUGAAUUUUUAUCAACCACAUUGCCCAGUUCUAUUUCGCUCGUUAAAUUGUUGGAAAUUAAUGGAACUAAAUCUUGUACUGUAUUUCACUCUUAAAUAGUGGGGAAAAAUCAGUGUGUAUCCAAAUUGUUUUAAAAGCAGGAAUUGCCACCCUCAUUUAUGUGCGUGAUUAUGGAAAAACUUUUAAAGACUUGCAAUACUGCCAAAAUUAGCAAGUACAGUACAUGGUCUUUCAAUUCAAAAUGAAAUUUGACCCCCAGAUGACUGAAUAACUAAUACAUUAAUGCCUGGAUGUCUUGAGGUUAUGAUACACAAAUCAAACUAUUUUGUCUCUUAUUAAUGGGCUGACACUGCUAUAUCGACUAACAAUAAUAACAUGUUAUAGACCAAGAUUAUAAUGUACUGCUCUCUAGAACAAAAGAUUUUUUUAAUUGUUUAAUGAGUUAGAUGUAUAAAUAUAACAUCAAGUUUUAUAUAAAUAUGCUAGAGCUGUGUAUAGUGUAUGUGAGGUUUCUUAAAAGGGAAAAGGGUAAUUUAUGUUAAGUGUCAUGCUCUGGCGUUUUAUUUCAUCAUUCCAUAGUGAAAUUACCAACACAGCUAUAUAAUUCCACUAAAUGCAAUUUGAAGAUAUACCAUUCCUUUACAUGAAAUGUUCCAAAUCUGCUUUUGGGUAUGAAUAUGCAUUAAAGCAUAAAUAUGAAUAUAUAUGUAAAGUAUCUGCACACAACUUAUGGUAAUUUACGGAGGAUAUCAUUGGUUUUGUACUUGCUUAAAUACUUCUAUGCUUUCUGACAAAAUAUAUUUGUCUUUCAGUCAUUAAAAAAGUUUGUUCGUCUAAAAGGAGACUUAUUUCUAAAAACAUUAAUGUGCAUAUCCAGUUAUUGUGGCAAUUGUGGAAAUAUUUAUAAGAAGAGAUCAUUUGUAAUAAUUAAUAUAUGACAUUUGUGAGAUUAAAGACAUAUUAUGCUGUGUGAAUAACUAAUAUAGUCCAGUUUUCAAGUAUUACAUAAAGUUCAGAUUUGGGAUGGGUAUGUUUAGUGAUUAUGAGGUGCCAGUUGUCGGCCUCUCCAGCCUGUAAAAAUUGCUAUUGUUAUGUUUCACAGUGAAUAAACAAAAAUGAAAUUAUCUUUUCAUUUUCAUUCACAGCAUCAUUCACUUUGCAUAUUAAAUUUGUUACCGAAAACCAGUAAAUUUUAUUAUGUGAAAAGGGUGACACUUCAAGCACCAUGAAUAAGUCGAACCAGGUUUAAUUGCCUUUAUAAAUGUAGGCCGUCAUUUUUUAUGUCUUAGUCUUUUUAUAAAGGGAUGACAAAUGUGUACUGAUAAAACAAAGGCCAACCAGGGGAGACAAGAAAACUGGCCUGUAGACAGCUGGCCUUUCUAGACAGAUUUAUACAAAAUAUAUGUUUGUUUUGAGAGGGAGACGAUAGAGGUGAUCACUAUAGACAGGUGGCCUUUAUAGGGAGGUGGCCUCUAAAACAUGUUUUAUAUUCAACACUUAUAUGGGAUUCUUGUGUAUAGUUCUAACCAACAUGGUCGCCAGUAGAGCACUGCCUAUGUAAGGUAAAACAAAGUAUGAUUCAUCCUGCAUCACUAGUAAAAUAGCUUGUCAGUUUGGGUAGACUUUCCAGAGCUGCAUGCCUGACAUAGUAACGCAUAUCUUCUGUGCUCGAGUAUGGAGAUCAUGAUGUUUCAUAGGUGUUUGGUAAUUAAUGUUGAGAUAUUAAAGUGGCAAAGAUCCACAUUCACCAUACCUGAAUACUGUUAAAAGAAUGAUAUAUUACAAGAAAUGAAAGCUGCAAAGAGUAACUCCUAAUGUCACCCUUGAGAAAUGAACUUUCAAAAUCUUCUGCGAGUCUGCUUAACCUAGAGAAAUUAAAUACCACUUAUUUCUUUUUACACACUCUCCCGGUUUUGCUAGCUUUUGUCAGGUAUAUUAACAAAAGUUUGCUGUAAGUUUUUUUUUUUUAGAUAAUGAAAAGAACUCUUUGUGUUAUAAGUACAGAAUGAAGACAAUAUAAUCCCACAUGUUAAUAUCGAAACUUUAAUUGUAAUCAUCUGCAACAUCAAAAUUUCAUAUUCAUUUACAUGUGUAUGUUAUCAAUAUUGUCCUGCAAUUUCAUCAAAAGCAGCAUGGGGAAGUAAUCUUCAAGUAUGUGGGACUGUAAUAUACAUUGCGGCUAAUGCCAUUCAUACUGUUAAUCAUAUUAACUUUACAUUGGCAAUAAAAAAUGAAUAAUAAAACAAAGUGACUUACAAUUGAA